GAGAUUAUUUGGAAAUGAAGCAAAAAUGGCUUGAGAAAUGGAAGACACGUUUUCUAAGUUAAAAUCUGGUGUUUCUGCCGUUGGGGCAAAUCCACCAGAGUAUGAUGAUUGUGAAGAAAAUGAUGAUGAUAUUGAUUUCCUAAAUGAUGAAACAUUUGGUGGGGAAAUUGAAGCGGGUGAAUUUGAUUGGGAGGAAGAACAUGAGAAAUAUGCUGAAGUGUUGGAACAUGACCAUACCAAACAUGGACAAGGGAUGCGAGAUUCUGGAUAUGGUACAACAGACAAAAGCUAUAGAUCUCAGGAGGAGUACAUGGAACAGAGUAUCAGUCAGCUGGUUGUUGACGAUGAAGAAGAUAUAGAAGAUCCAGCAAUACUCAAUGUCAGCAAAAGCUACAGGAUUCCAAAGAGAGAGACGAAUCUUGAGGAGUUGUUUGGACCAGAAUCUCCUCCUGCUUUUCUGGAUGCUGAACAUCUGGUUUCACCUUCGAGUAGGAACAUCUGGGGAUCACCAACAAAAGAAUCACACAUGCAGAAACCAGUCAACAAUCUCCAAAGUCUGUUUGAUUUUGCCAAAGCUUCAUCGGCAACUGUUCACAGACAGCAUCCAUCUAUGUCAACACCAGACCAGCAGAGGAGGUCUCCACAGAUGAUCCAGAAGGGACAUACCCUCGAGGAAUUAGAGAACCAGAUGUUACAGCGACCUCCUACGAUAACUCGUCCUGUGACGGCAGAGGAACUGGAGAGGGCCAUGAGGGGUGAGGUACCACCUCCGCCAAUGCAUCAGGCUCCAAGACCUAAUGUACCUCCUCAGUAUAGGGGUGUACCACAAAUGCCUAUGCAGAGACCACCACAAGUAUACAACCAGUAUCCACCAUCUCCAAUGAACGUGAUGAAUGGUCGUAAAUCUCCAUUAUCUGGUAUUUCUAUAUCAACACCUCCAACUAUGAUCCCUCAGAGGAUGACAGAAGGACAUUAUUCACCGAUAACAGACAUGAUGGGGAUGACACCCCCUGGACGGGGUGCGAUGAUCCAUCCUAGAAUGAUGGAGGGACGUAACUCGCCCCUAGCCGAUGUGAUGGGUAUUACUCCACCUCGUCAGAACAACAUGUCACCUGUGAUGAUGGGAAAUAGCCGACAGUCUCCACUAGGAAUGAUGGGUUUAACACCAGGGCGUAGAACCACGCCUUCACCUCCCACUUAUUCAGUGUCCCCUCUCUUCAUGCAAUCACCUUUGUCUCAGGCACGAUUGAUCUCACCCUAUGCCAGGGGUCAGUUGUUGGAAAUGUUGGCUAAUAGAGCACCAACUGCACCCAUUGGCAUUCCAAGGCAGAUGGGAAGAGGAUCAAUACCACCAAAUCAUAGUCCUUAUAAUAGUCCAGCCCCACACCAGCAGAGCCCAUACAACAACAGAAAUUCAUAUAAUAGUCCUGCUAAUCACCACCCAAGUCCAACAGCUAGAUUUCCUAUUCACCCGGGUCAAGGACACAGUCCUGCAGGCUUUAGUACUCCACAACCAAACAGUUCAAUGGUGAAACCUGUGACAUUGUUUGACUUUAUUGCACCUAGGAUACCUCAUCAUCAUAAUGGAAACACAGACCCACGACAUACUCGAGGAAGAGGAAGAGGGACAUAUCAAAACUGGGGAGACAAGCAAAAUCAUCCAAAUUACAGAGAGCGAGAACACAGAGAGAAUUACAGAGACAGAGAUUAUAGAGAAAACAGAUCAUUUAACAACAGACGUUACUACCAGUAUGAUGCAGACAAUGAACAUCGUAGGAUGGACGAUUAUGCUGGCUUGAUGACACAGAAAGAAAAAGACUGGAUUAUUAAGAUACAGUUGUUACAGUUACAGACAGAUAAUCCUUAUAUAGAUGAUUAUUAUUACACUACAUUUGCUAUAAAGAAGAAGGCAUUAGAAAGACAGAAACAGAUAGAGAAUGGGGAACUGGAUGGUAAAAAUCAACCAGAACUAGUAAUACCAGCCAUGGCUAAGCUAGAGACAAGGGCCUAUAAACCUGCUCAGUUUGAAGGGUCACUAGGUAGGUUGACCACAUCAAGUGUUCACAAUCCUCGACAAAUUAUUGAUUUGCAGUCACAUGAUAUCCAUGAUGAGGGUCAAGGUCAGAGUGCAAAUAAGGAUUUAAGAAAGGCCAGACAGUUACUGAUGGAAAUAGAAAAGGGGUAUAACUUAUUGCUGGAGGUUGAUGAUAUAGAGAAGAAAAUAUUGGCCUUACCAGAAGAAGCUAGAACUCCCUUAUUUGAACAAAGACAUGACAUGCUUUUCUCGCUGUAUAAAUAUGUGAUUAGUGAUGACUUCCUACAUCUUAUGAUGGUCAGAAAAGGCAGGAAACUGGUAGCUAGAUGUAUACCUAACCUUGAAAAGAAAAAUGGAGAGGAUGUAGUUAUGUUAAUAUUAAAAAGAUUACAAGUGCUGCUGAAGAAAGACCAUCUAGAUGAGGGAUUAAUGGUUUUACACGAUCCUGUGGUCAGAACAAUUCAAAGCUGUGAUUUAAAAAGUUUAGUCCAGUUCUUAUCAACUUUACUGUCAGAAUCAGAUACAGCUUCCCAAGCUUUGCAAAAUCAGUUUGGAAGUUCUGUUGUUUGUACAUUAAUUCAUCGUGGUGAAGUGCUGUACAAAGAUACAUCGCCAUUAGACAUAGAUAAUCAGCUACAGACAGAGUGGUGUCAGUUUGUGCAUGAUUUGGCCAGUGUCCUUGCUACAGUGCCAUUAGAAUCUCUGGUGAAGCCAAAACUUCCACAGACAACAAUAUCAGGACAUUUUGACCGUCUGCUCAACAAAAAGCAGAUUGCCUCUCUUGAAGAUAAAUUGAAAGUGAUAGCAGAACCUCAGACUGUUUCUUGACCUUUGACCUUGUACUUAAAGAAUUCUGUGAUGUCAGAAUGAGGUCAGGUGAUAGUGAUGAAUGCAUUUUCUGUGUAUGUGAUGUAGACUAUAUUGGUUUCUAUGAUAGGAUGUUAGUUUUCCUGUAACAUGUGUAUUCAAUUAUUGUUUAGAAAAUUCAGCAGGAAUUAAGUGUUGUAUUUCAGUAUAAACUUAUUUAAUUUUCAGAUGUAUAACAUUUUUAUUCACAAUUGAAGUAAGUGAAAUGUUGUCACAAAGUCUGUUUUGAUGGAAAGAAAAUAUAUAACCGUUUAAUUCAUUUUUUUUAAAGAUUUCCGGUGAUUUGUAUCAUAUCAACAUAGGAGAAAAAUAAACAGAAAAAAAUCAUAUUUGAAAUUUAGAAUUUUCUCUCUAAAUUUUUACCACAACAUUUCACAUGCACCCAUAUUUUGCAGUACAUUUUUUCACAGAUAUUGUUUUGCUAGAAUCAUAGGUUGUAAUUAAUCACAAUGUAUUAAGAAACAUAGAUUAGUAGAUUAGCAGGGCUCUGUAAUAGAUAUUUUGCAUUCACCUUGUCUGUAUGUCUGUCCAUUGGACCAUUUGUCCGUCCAUCAAAUAUUUCCAUUAUAUUUUCUCAAGUAUCAAUGAAAAUAUUGACUUCAUAUUUGGUUAGCAGCUUGUCAGUCAGGAAUUGUAUAAUGAAGUAUGCUUAGCAAGACAAUGCUUACAUUCUUGUUUAUCUGACAUUUUCAUCAUUUAUAACAUAAAAUAUGGUCAUUGUUUAUGAAUUGUCAUACAAUGUCCAGAAUUGCUUUAUAAAUUUUACUAAGAGAGCCCAGAAUUUAAAGGACACUAAUCAUUUUCAUUCCAAUGCUAUAAACCCAUUUUUUUGCCUUUGACUAUAUCAAAAAGUUAUUUUAGAAUUUGAAGGAACUCAAGAUAAACAAUGCUUGGUCAAUGAGUAUUCUGGUGAAUAUUUGGCAAUUAAAAUCUUCUUGUUAAACUUGCAUUGUAGGUGGAUUUUAAGAAUAAAACGUGUCUGCCUACAACUUUAUACUUUUUAACAAGUGUCCCUUAGAAAAAAAGAUCCAUACACAACAAUCUAAAAUAGGUGUUCCUCAUUGCAAGGUAAUGCUAACUAUAGUGUUGAAAACAUAAUGUUGUAGAGGUCUGCUAAACAAAUUCUUGUAAAACUUAUCAAGUAUUUGUAAAUAAACAAAUGGUUUAUAAACUUCCUGGACAUAAGUUUGAUGUAUUAACUCAAUUUACACAAUGUAUGAUUAAUUUUAGUAUCAAGGAAAUAUAUAUGGCACUAACAAACUUUACAUGUACAUUACAAGUUUGUUACAAAUUCACUGACUACAAGUGUUAGUAAAACAAAAGUUUUUCAUAGUUUAGUUUAUGUAAUACAUUUGUAUUUUCGAUAUAAGGAUCAAACAGUUCAAAAACUAACAUUUGCCAUUCAAAAAUUCGACCAAUAUUUUAGUACCUAUAAUAACUUAUAAAAUGUAGUAGACUGUACUAUACUUCUUUUGAAUGAAGUAAAUAAAGAUUUGAUUUAACAUAUAACUUUUUUGGGGGAGGGGAGGUGCAAGUAAUGAGCAAUUUCUCAUGUUUUUUCUCUGCAUAAUUCAUAGAUUCUCCUUCCUAUAAACACUUGGAUAUGAGUUUGGUUUAAAAUUGACAGAAAUUCAAACAUCUUGUUCAAAAACAUAUAAAUGGAUCAUAAGUAAACAAUAGUCAAUCAAUCAAAAAUAAAUAUUAUAUGUAGGUUUUCAUACCAGCAAUCAUAUACUGCUGGAUUCAUACUACAGACAAAUCAGAAAUACAUGCUACUGUAUAUAAUUGUUGGACACAUCAGGUUAAGUGACAUGGCUGAAUUUACUCAAGUCAUAAAAAUAAAAACAAUGUCAUGAACUGUUACAUUUUGUCACAAUACUUCAAAGGAUCAAGUAUACAGAGGUUACAUUAUUAUCCACUCUGAUUGGUUUUGACAUUGUAACACAGUGUCCUAAAUUACAGAAGUUUCAUUGUUAUCCACUUGGAUUGGUUCUGACAUUGUAAUACAGUGUCCUAAAUUACAGAAGUUUCAUUGUUAUCCACUCUGAUUGGUUCUGACAUUGUAAUACAGUGUCCUAAAUUACAGAAGUUUCAUUGUUAUCCACUCUGAUUGGUUCUGACAUUGUAAUACAGUGUCCUAAAUUACAGAAGUUUCAUUGUUAUCCACUCUGAUUGGUUCUGACAUUGUAAUACAGUGUCCUAAAUUACAGAAGUUUCAUUGUUAUCCACUCUGAUUGGUUCUGACAUUGUAAUACAGUGUCCUAAAUUACAGAAGUUUCAUUGUUAUCCACUCUGAUUGGUUCUGACAUUGUAAUACAGUGUCCUAAAUUACAGAAGUUUCAUUGUUAUCCACUCUGAUUGGUUCUGACAUUGUAAUACAGUGUCCUAAAUUACAGAAGUUUCAUUGUUAUCCACUGUUGAUUGGUUCUGACAUUGUAAUACAGUGUCCUAAAUUACAGAAGUUUCAUUGUUAUCCACUGUUGAUUGGUUCUGACAUUGUCCUCAAUUACAGAAUUUUCUGUUUUGUUUAUAAUAUCAAGUAGUUUUCUGAGAUUAAUUUUCAUAAUACUGUUAGUGCCAUCAUAUAUUUUAGAUUAAAAAUGGGGAAUGAUAAAUAUUAACAUGUAUUAUAUUUACUAAAACAAUAUUUUAUUAGAUUACAAUGAACAUUUUAUUUGCUUCUGGUUGAAAUAGUAGAUGUUGUAUUUGCGAAUUUAAAGAUGAAAUUGAUUUUCACAAUUAAGGAUAAUGAAUAUUUAAUAACUCUUUUGUAUUUUGAUACCAUUUGAAAUAUAAGUUAUGUUAGAGUGAUCAAUAAUAUCUUUUUUUAAGUUGCUCUUAACCAAGAAAAUUAAUUGUAAGCUGUUUUUGAAAUUUUUACAUCAGUACAUUUAGCAGGAGCUAGCAUAAUAUAAUUCGCCAAAGAAAUUUCUUUGGUUUGAAAACAAAGCACAUUUUCUUGAAAAUUAUGAAAAAAUAUAAUAAAUAACAGACUUUUAUUGUAUAUUAAAAACUCCUUUUCAAAAAUUGUUAAUGACAAACCUAAACUUUUUGUAAUUUCUUUUUUUUAUAAAAAAUCAUUUCAAAACGUAUUUUUUCUUAUACAGAUGCCAUAAUUGUUUUGCAUGUUUUUGUUUCUCAUAGAUAGAAACAUUGUAAGUAGAUCAUGAUGUAUAUUUGGAGAGUUAUAUUAAGAACCAGUUCUGUGGGGCGACAUUUGUUAUGCCCAGGCGACAUGUUGUUAUGCCUUAAAACACAGACUGAAGAACUAGCCAUUAGGCUUUUUCCUAGUGCUCUUUGUUACUUAGUAACAUUACAAAUAAAAUUUUGCAAAUCCUA
This is a messenger RNA of Mytilus californianus (California mussel), 6241 nucleotides long. RefSeq names its product protein PAT1 homolog 1-like. Gene Ontology annotation, cellular component: P-body. Bases 38 to 2863 code for a protein of 941 amino acids. The transcript has 20 exons. Gene Ontology annotation, biological process: P-body assembly; deadenylation-dependent decapping of nuclear-transcribed mRNA. Gene Ontology annotation, molecular function: RNA binding. Lineage: Eukaryota; Metazoa; Mollusca; Bivalvia; Mytilida; Mytilidae. The record is from RefSeq and is a predicted model, not a curated record.